Molecule: messenger RNA, 986 nt
Organism: Austrofundulus limnaeus
Lineage: Eukaryota; Metazoa; Chordata; Actinopteri; Cyprinodontiformes; Rivulidae
Gene: trappc13
Product: trafficking protein particle complex subunit 13
Cellular component (GO): TRAPPIII protein complex
Source: RefSeq, a predicted model, not a curated record
CUUCCGGUCAGGUUAAAAGCUCCAGAAACUAGCAGGAAAACAUCCUGUCACCCUGCUGCUGGAAAGAUUAGACACAUUUUUAGUUCAAAAUGGACGUAAAUCAGACGAAGCAGGAACAUUUGCUCGCUUUAAAAGUGAUGCGGCUGACGAAACCAACUCUUUUCACAAACUUGCCGGUGACUUGUGAGGAUCGAGAUCUUCCAGGGGAUCUGUUCAGUCAGCUCAUGAGAGACGACCCCUCCACCAUCAAAGGAGCAGAGACACUAAUGCUGGGAGAGAUGCUGACAUUACCACAGAACUUUGGAAAUAUUUUUCUCGGGGAGACGUUCUCCAGUUAUAUAAGUGUGCAUAACGACAGCAACCAGAUUGUAAAAGACAUUCUUGUGAAGGCUGAUCUCCAGACGAGCUCCCAGAGGCUCAGUCUCUCUGCGUCCAACUCUGCGGUGGCAGAGCUCAAACCCGAGUGCUGCAUUGAUGACGUCAUCCAUCAUGAAGUCAAAGAAAUAGGAACACACAUUUUAGUUUGUGCUGUCAGUUACACCUCUCAGUUCGGGGAGAAGCUCUAUUUUCGCAAGUUCUUCAAAUUCCAGGUUUUGAAACCCCUGGAUGUGAAGACAAAGUUCUACAAUGCAGAGAGUGACCUGAGUUCUGUGACAGAUGAAGUGUUUCUGGAAGCUCAGAUCCAGAACAUCACCACGUCACCCAUGUUCAUGGAGAAAGUGUCUCUAGAACCUUCCAUGAUGUACAACGUUACAGAACUCAACAGCGUUUCGUGUGGAGAGCAGGGGGAGUCGACGUUCGGUAAAAUGUCCUACCUGCAGCCCAUGGACACUCGGCAGUAUUUGUACUGCUUGAAGCCGAAGCCGGAGUACGCAGAGAAGGCCGGCGUCAUUAAAGGAGUGACGGUGAUCGGGAAGCUCGACAUCGUUUGGAAGACCAACCUCGGGGAGAGGGGGCGGCUGCAGACCAGUCAGCUGCAGAGAAUG